Sinocyclocheilus anshuiensis is the source of this 4589-nucleotide messenger RNA. RefSeq names its product serine/threonine-protein phosphatase 6 regulatory ankyrin repeat subunit A-like. The record is from RefSeq and is a predicted model, not a curated record. NCBI's taxonomy places the organism in Eukaryota, Metazoa, Chordata, Actinopteri, Cypriniformes, Cyprinidae. Bases 196 to 3354 code for a protein of 1052 amino acids. Gene Ontology annotation, molecular function: protein binding. The transcript is spliced from 28 exons.
CAUCGUCCCCGUUCUUUGCGAGGCAGCAGUGGCGGUAAUGUUAUGGAGUUUUCUCCCCUUCUCUUCAGUGGCAAGUAGGAAACCCCAGGCCUACUGGAAACGCUAGAUUUACCGACAACAAAACAUCAGCAUUCAAGUGGUGGUGGUGGUGGUGGUGAAUAAUAUCCGUUUAGGUCUGCAUGAGAGCAUCGAAACAUGGUGGUUCUCAAAAUUAGAGACCAGCCUGCCCUGCUAAAAGCUAUUUUCAAUGUUGAUCCAGAUGAAGUGCGCUCUCUCAUUUUCCAGAAAGAGGACGUGAAUGUACAAGACAAUGAAAAAAGGACACCGCUGCAUGCAGCUGCUUACCUAGGAGAUGCUGAAAUUAUAGAGCUCUUAAUUUUAUCGGGGGCGAGGGUGAAUGCCAAAGACAAUAAAUGGCUGACUCCUCUGCACCGCGCAGUGGCAUCCUGCAGCGAGGAGGCGGUGCAGGUUUUGUUGAAGCACUCUGCUGAUGUGAAUGCUCGCGAUAAGAACUGGCAGACUCCUCUACAUGUGGCCGCUGCUAACAAGGCGGUCCGCUGCGCUGAGGCGUUAGUGCCGCUGCUUAGCAAUGUUAAUGUAUCAGAUCGGGCUGGACGCACAGCUCUGCACCACGCUGCCUUUAGUGGCCACCUGGAGAUGGUGCGGUUACUGCUAUCCAGGGGAGCAAAUAUAAAUGCGUUUGAUAAGAAGGACAGAAGGGCGAUCCACUGGGCAGCAUACAUGGGUCACAUGGAGGUGGUGAAACUGCUGGUGUCUCAUGGUGCUGAGGUGACGUGUAAGGAUAAGAAAGCUUACACGCCCCUCCAUGCUGCAGCGUCCAGCGGGAUGAUCAGUGUAGUGAAGUAUCUGCUGGACCUAGGAGUGGAUAUGAAUGAGCGAAACACAUAUGGGAACACGCCGCUGCAUGUGGCAUGCUACAAUGGCCAGGAUGUGGUGGUGAACGAGCUGAUCGAGUGUGGCGCGAAUGUCAACCAGGUUAACGAGAAGGGCUUCGCACCCCUGCACUUCACCGCUGCCUCACGGCAUGGAGCACUCUGCCUUGAGCUGCUCGUGGGAAAUGGAUCUGAUGUCAAUAUCAAGAGUAAGGAUGGUAAGACCCCUCUACAUAUGACCGCAAUCCAUGGGAGGUUCUCAAGAUCUCAGGCGAUCAUUCAAAAUGGUGCUGAGAUAGACUGUGAAGAUAAGAACGGGAAUACUCCUCUGCACAUCGCAGCUCGAUACGGACACGAGCUUCUCAUCAACACACUGAUCACCAAUGGAGCUGAUACAGCAAAGAGGGGAGUUCAUGGCAUGUUUCCACUGCAUUUGGCCGCUCUCAGUGGCUUCUCGGACUGCUGCCGUAAGCUGCUGUCAUCUGGCUUUGAUAUAGACACCCCUGAUGACUUUGGAAGGACCUGUUUACAUGCUGCCGCUGCUGGCGGAAAUCUUGAGUGUCUGAAUCUUCUCCUCAACACGGGGGCAGAUUUCAACAGGAAGGACAGCUUUGGAAGGACACCUUUGCACUACGCAGCUUCAAACUGCAACUACCAGUGCCUGUUUGCUUUGGUGGGUUCAGGAGCCAAUGUCAAUGAGCUUGACAAGAGGGGCUGCACCCCCCUCCAUUACGCCGCUGCUUCUGACGCAGAUGGAAAGUGCCUGGAAUAUUUGCUGAGGAAUGACGCUAACCCAGGGAUCCGAGACAAUCAGGGCUACAAUGCAGUGCAUUACGCCUCUGCUUAUGGACACCGCCUGUGUCUGGAGCUGAUUGCAAGUGAAACUCCUUUAGAUGUGUUAAUGGAAACCUCAGGGACAGACAUCCUAAAUGACUCUGAUGUACGUGCUCCUGUGAGCCCUCUCCACCUGGCUGCAUAUCAUGGACAUCACCAGGCUCUUGAGGUACUGGUUCAAUCUCUGCUGGAUUUGGAUGUGAGAACAGCACAAGGACACACGCCACUGGACCUGGCUGCCUUCAAAGGCCACGUUGAAUGUGUUGAUGUGCUCAUCAACCAGGGGGCUUCCAUUCUAGUGAAAGACUACACGCUUAAACGCACCCCCAUCCAUGCCGCUGCCACAAAUGGUCACUCUGAAUGUCUCCGUUUGCUCAUCGGAAAUGCCGACCUGCAGAGUGCAGUGGACAUUCAGGAUGGAAUUGGCCAGACGCCUCUGAUGCUGUCAGUGCUGGGUGGACACACAGACUGUGUUUACUCCCUUAUUAAUAAAGGAGCCAAUGUGGAUGCCAAAGACAUGUGGGGCCACACUGCUUUGCACAGAGGGGCGGUGACGGGCCAUGAGGAGUGCGUGGAGGCUCUGCUGCAGCACAGUGCCAGUUUCAUGGUACGGGACUGUAGGGGGCGCUCUCCAGUGCACCUUGUGGCCGCCUGUGGCCACGUUGGGGUUCUGGGGGGCCUUCUGCAUGCUGCGCAGUCAGUAGAGACCAUUCCUGUCAUCACUGACCACCAGGGCUACACGCCCCUGCACUGGGCCUGUUACAACGGUCAUGACACAUGUGUUGAAGUGUUGCUGGAGCAGGAGUUAUUUCAUAAGACUGAAGGGAACACCUUUAGCCCCCUUCACUGUGCUGUUAUAAAUGACAAUGAAGGAGCAGCUGAGAUGUUGAUAGACACACUUAGUCCUGCCAUCGUCAAUUCAACUGAUUCCAAAAACAGGACUCCUCUUCAUGCUGCAGCAUUCACAGAUCAUGUGGAGUGUCUGCAGCUCUUGCUGAGUCAUAACGCACAGGUGAACUGUGUGGAUGCUGGAGGCAAAACCCCACUCAUGAUGGCUGCUGAGAAUGGCCAGACUAAUGCAGUCGAGGUGUUGGUGAGCAGUGCAAAAGCAGAUCUCACGCUACAGGAUGCCAACAAAAACACUGCUCUCCAUCUGGCUUGCAGUAAGGGUCAUGAAACCAGUGCCUUGUUGAUCUUGGAGAAGAUCACUGACAGAAACCUUAUCAACUCCACCAAUGCAGCUUUACAAACGCCCCUGCAUAUUGCAGCCAGGAAUGGCUUGACUGUGGUUGUCCAAGAACUACUAGCUAAGGGUGCCAGUGUGCUAGCCGUGGAUGAAAAUGGCUACACUCCGGCACUUGCUUGUGCUCCUAACAAAGAUGUGGCAGAUUGCCUGGCGCUAAUCCUGGCCACCAUGAUGCCAGUGUCUCCCGGCGGAGGUGCGGUGCCUAGCCUCACGUUCAGUGCCAUCAAUCACUACACCAGCCCCACGAAAAGCGUCACGUUCGACAGUCUGCCCAUGCUCCGCUCCGAACACAGCUCCUAUUGCAGUUUCAACAGCAUCGGUCGCCACGACGGCUUCUACAAGGAUGACGAGCUAAACGACUCUGACUCAGAGACUUACUGAGGAGGAGGAAAGGAGAGGUGCACAUCUUGUCUUAAUUACCCAGCGGCCGACCACUCCGCAGAGCCUUAACAGUCUCUACACACAAUUCACACAAACAAACACACCUGUAUGAGGCGCAGCAGGCUGGCCCUCCCAGCCCCCUUAUUCAUCAGCUCAACCUCUGCCAGCACAUCUUGCCCUACCCAAAUGUAACGGAUAAGUGGGCGGACCUCCUGACAUGGCAAUAAAAGACAAGAAUCAGCGGCCUGGGACCAACUUUUGCACAAGCAGUUUGACACUGUCGUAGUGCACCUGGGAUUCGAGAUUCAGCUCUCUUCAGAUUGCGAGGGAGGAUUUGAAUCAGUCCCUCGUGAAAGACUGGGAUAUUUGUGAUGCUUUCAACAGUUUCAAGUCAGUGUGCACUUCUGAAUCAAUCAUUUACAACUUGGGGAAAGAAAUUAUUUAUUUUUAAAAUACGAUUUUAAUAUCUGUCAAGUUCUCUGUCCCUCUGAGGGGGAUAAAAAAAAAAAAUCAGAGUUUCAGUAGAUUCAAAACCCAAGGGCAAAAUUGAGGACAUGAACAUCAGCAUUGUAAUGCUUUUGGCCACAAGCAUGAGUGAAGUUAAAAAGCUAACUGUCUCCAUCUUCAGUUUUAGGAUAAAUUAUUCUUUUUAUCUAUGGUAUUUAUUUUUACUUUCCAUAUUUCAUCAUCAUUUUGUGCCUUCAUAAAUUACUGCAUGGAGGGAAGGGGCAGCUCGAAAGAACAAAUCAAUGAUGCACAAGAAGUUCAACACUACGUCUGUGAAAAGCACUGAAAAUGAAGAGGCAAACGGCUCCCAGCAUGCUUUGCUCCAGAAUGAGGAACACUGUGUAAACCAAUGGUAGAACAGCAUUUGAUCUCUUUGUAUGUUGAUAUAUGAAUAUAAAUAUAUAUUAUAUUUUUUCUGGCUCUUAUUAACAUGACUUUUUUUGGGCAGGUAUGCUCACUUUGAUUUAGCAAAUGAAACCACUUGAUCCUUCUGUGAUGGCUUGUCAGAAACUUGUGUUUGUCUCUUUUCGAGCUUUGAUUUUGGAAUGAUUGAAACUGGAAAUCUGUUCAAUACAGCUUCUCGUCUGAGGGGGUCAGCAGGUGUCUGUUUCCUUUCCUGGGGGAAAGGAGAGUGAUUGGUGCAGUCGAAUGCCACUGCUGCCCCCUACUCGCAACCAGAGAUUCCUGUAUAUUUUAUGGUUGAUUAAAUAAAUAAAUGAGUUCAGUAC